Molecule: messenger RNA, 1790 nt
Organism: Epinephelus moara (kelp grouper)
Lineage: Eukaryota; Metazoa; Chordata; Actinopteri; Perciformes; Serranidae
Gene: rad9a
Product: RAD9 checkpoint clamp component A
Exons: 12
Coding region: 263-1444 (393 amino acids)
Biological process (GO): mitotic intra-S DNA damage checkpoint signaling; DNA replication checkpoint signaling; DNA repair
Cellular component (GO): checkpoint clamp complex
Source: RefSeq, a predicted model, not a curated record
AUUAGUCAACUGUGAGGAAGCGGGUAAUGGCGGCGUAAACAACGCAAAUAUGUCUCAAAGUCGAGUCGCUGUAGAAAAUAAACCGUUGACAUACAGCUGCUACUGAACGGAAUAUGUUUUCGGCACUAGAGGGAUUUCUGCUCUCCGUACAAACUGUUCAAACCCCACUGGUUCACUUCUCGGUGGUGUUUAGCCGCUAGCUUUAGCUAACUUUUAGGAGAGUUCGCUAACUUAACGGAAAAGUCGUAUGUAGAUUGUAGAGAUGGACUGCGUCGUGACGGGAGGAAACGUGAAAGUGCUGGCCAAAGCCAUCCACUCUCUGUCCAGGAUCGGUGAUGAGCUGUAUGUGGAGCCUCAGCAGGAUGGGCUGGCCCUGCGGUCUGUAAACUCUUCUCGGUCGGCAUAUGCCUGCUUCCUGUUCGCACCACUCUUCUUCAGCAGGUACACCAUUCCCAGUGGGCACGCCUUCCGCUGCAAGAUGGCAAUAAAGAGUGUGCAGGCUGUGUUCAGGUCUAUAGCGACUCUGGAGAAGACUGUGGAAAAGUGUCACAUCGAGCUGGACGAGCAGAAGAACCGACUCACCUUCACCCUGCACUGCAAACAUGGCCUCACGAAGACACAUAACCUGUCUUUCCAGGAUAGUGAAAGCUUACAGGCAGUGUUUGAUAAAGACAGCUAUGCCAAUGUAUUCAGGUCCAAUCCCAGGCUGCUGGUGGACACAGUCGUGCACUUUCCUCCAUCUCUGGAAGAAAUAACCGUGUCAGUGAGUGAUGAACGGAUGUGGGUCAGGAACCAUGUGGAGGAAGAAGACCAGUCGAAGGCCAUGCUGACAGAGCUGUGUCUGGCUUCAGACGAGUUUGACCAUUUCGCCGUCCAAGCUCACAACAGCGUCACCUUUUGUCUGAAGGAGUUACGGGGUUUGUUGGUGUUUGCAGAGUCUACAGGUCUCCCUAUUUCUAUGUACUUUGAUGAACCAGGCAGCCCUGUCGUGCUUUCAGUGACAGACAGUGUCCUGGAGGGGAACUUUGUGCUGGCCACGCUGUCUGAUGACCCCAACCACCGUAAAAACAACAGUAGACGAGCACACUCAUCCCCUCCGCCCCCUCCUGAUGACUUUAUGAAUGACGACAUAGACUCCUACCUCAUUGCCAUGGAUACCAGUAUUGCGCCAGGCCCCUCAGCCGCAGGUCCGCCCACACCCCCGUCAGCUGCUUCCACAUGUUUAAAACAGACUGCCGCUGCAGCCAAUCACAGGACAAGGCUACACAGUGAGGAGGAGGAGGAGGAAGAGGAAGAUGAAAGAGAUGAUUUAAGUGGACCGCCUAAUAAGAAGUUCUGCAACUUGUUCUUUGGAUCGGUGCUUCCCCCGUCCUCUCAGAUGACCACUCAACCAGUGACAACUCAGGAAGUGUUGGCAAGUGACAGUGACGAUGACGCACAGUGAAGCAGAGUGGCAGUGUGCUGAUGGAUGAGAGCAGGGAGAUGGACUGGACCUUAAAGUGUGUAUUACAACACUUUUAAACACAUGCCACCUGCAGGACUAGAAAAGAAAUGGACACCUUGAACGAUCUUACCAGCCUGUAUCAGUGUUGUACAUAGGUUAUUUUUUUACGUGGUCAAAAAUAUGCAAAGACGGUGUACAGCAUGGCCACUGCUAAUGUUUCAUUUUAUUGAGCUAUAAUGGUGGACUUCAAAAUAUGGGAUUAUGUGAAACUGGACAUGAAGCACUUCCUGUUUACUUUGGUUCAAAGUCUGUUUGGUUUGUGAUCGAGGUGCAACAAAAAAGCUCC